AUGGGCCAGCUGAGGGAGCAGCAUUUACUGAAGCUGCCUGUCAACUGCAAGACUCAUAUCCCCAACAAACCAGGGGCCGUGUUUAACCUCUGGCUGAGCAAGGUAAAACCUAAAGGCUUUGCCUACCAGCCCAUGAAGGCUCUGACGGUCGGUGGGGGGAACGGCUGCCCCAGCUCGCAGACACAGUUUGUGCCGCGAACGUUGCACGUUUUGGGCGUUAUCGAGGCGGGGUUCCUGCAUCCCCCAUCUCCAGUGCAGCAGAGUGGAGUGCGACACUGCUCCUACUCGUCGUCGAGGAAAAAUCUUUAUAUUAACAAAAGCACAAAGGUUGUCUGUCAGGGUUUUACAGGCAAACAGGGCACCUUUCACAGCCAGCAGGCACUGGACUAUGGCACAAAUCUAGUUGGAGGAAUUUCUCCAGGAAAAGGGGGCAAAACUCAUCUGGGUCUGCCUGUCUUUAACUCUGUGAAGGAGGCCAAGGAACAAACUGGUGCUUCUGCCAGUGUUAUAUAUGUGCCCCCUCCGUUUGCCGCUGCCGCGAUCAACGAAGCAAUCGAUGCAGAGAUGCCGCUGGUCGUAUGCAUUACUGAAGGAAUCCCCCAGCAGGACAUGGUUCGCGUUAAACAUAGGCUGCUUCGUCAGGAUAAGACUCGACUAGUUGGCCCAAAUUGCCCUGGAGUCAUCAAUCCUGGAGAAUGUAAAAUUGGUAUCAUGCCGGGUCACAUUCACAAGAAAGGAAGGAUUGGUAUCGUGUCAAGAUCUGGCACCCUGACAUACGAAGCUGUUCAUCAGACAACGCAAGUUGGAUUAGGGCAGUCUUUCUGUGUCGGUAUUGGAGGAGAUCCCUUCAAUGGAACUAAUUUUAUUGACUGCCUUGAUGUCUUCCUGAAGGAUCCUCAUACUGAGGGGAUCAUAUUGAUUGGAGAAAUUGGAGGAAAUGCUGAAGAAGAUGCAGCAGCAUUCUUGAAAGAAAAUAAUUCU
Messenger RNA from Tinamus guttatus (white-throated tinamou), 981 nucleotides. The record is from RefSeq and is a predicted model, not a curated record. Lineage: Eukaryota; Metazoa; Chordata; Aves; Tinamiformes; Tinamidae.